ACAUUGUUAUAAUACCCAAUCUAGAAUCUUUUUCGAUAUCGGGAUGAUACAGAUAUCAAUAUUGUAUCGGUGCAUUUCUAGUAUUGGGUGUUCAAACAUAUACAUCCAAAUGUCUUUAAAAUGUUUUUUUUUGUUACCCAGAAAUAAAAACAAAGCAGACAAAUGUCUUAAUCUGCUACUGUAACAAACAUUGAAUGACCAUGUACAGGAAGGAAGUUGAGAUCAGCUUCACCCAGAGAAUCAGAGAAGCAGAAGAUCGAUUCUCCUGCGAUCAGGAAUCCGCGGCGGAGCGCUUUCAGGCCCAACUCCUCAAACUCGAGCAGCACUACCAAAGCGAGCUGACGACCCUCUCUGAAAGCCACGCCGCGCAAAAGCUGCGCUGGGAAGCAGAAAUGCAGAAAGUCCUCGAGGGCGCAGAAGAACGAAGGAAAGCAGCGGAGGAGACCGCGGCUGAAGAACGACAGCGACUCGAUCGGGAGCAGGAAAACGAGCGACGAGAGCUUGAGAACGUCCACGGCGAAGAAACGGAAGCGCUAAGAACGGAGAACGAGCGACUCCGUAACGAACUGGAGGACGCUCUGAGCGGGGCCCAGAGGAAGGAAAUUGAGCUCAGCAUGCAGCUGAAUGACCUGCACGGCCGGCUCCAGGAGAAACGCCAGCUGCUGGCCCAGUCCGAGGACAGAGUCCUUCAGGCGGAACUGCUGCUCAAUCAAACGGUGGAAGACUUUAAGCAGGAGAGGGCCGAGCUUCUCGGCAGCAACUCGGAGCUGCAGGCAAAACACGAUGAGGCGCUUUCCGGUGCGGAGAGGCUGGUCGAGGAGAGGAUGCACCUGGUAACCGAGCGCGACGCAUUGCAGGUGAAAGUCGAAGAGCUGGAGACACUUCUCAAGCAGGCAGCACUGGACUUUGAGCUGGAGCGGAAGGAGAUCCUGGAGAAUCUGGUGGUUCUAGAGGAAAAGUUGAGAGACGCUCGGGAAGUCGAGGCGCUCAGAGCGGAAAGAGAUGUUCUUAAAAGCAAACUGGAGGAGCUACAGGUUGUAUCCAGUACAAACAAAGAGGAAUCCAAAGGUAUAAAUGUACUUAUAAUAAAUCAAGACUACGAAUCAUGUCAAGCUCAGUCCGAUCAGGACGAAGAUGGAUUGGAGAGAUGCAUAAAUGCUGAUCAGGAACUUGACGAUGGCGAUUUUGCCACCAUUGAGGACCAAACGCACGAGCAGGACGGCCAAGACGGAGCGAAAGAAAACCAGGAAAACUGUUGCGCUUUCAGUGAUGACAAAGUUGUUGAUUCUCCUGAUCAGAAACACAAUUAUUUAUAUGUAAAAAACAAAUGCCAACCGGUUUCCCACGAGAGUCAGGGCGAGGACGUCUCCAGGCUUCAGGCAUUUGCUGACAAAAAUAAAGCAGCUGCUGAAUCGCCCAACCAAGAGACCGAACCGCAAGAGGACGGCGAAAGCUGUCUGCACGGAGAUCAGCAGCAUCAUGAGACUGAGGUUGUGGGUUUAAUGCUGUGGGAGGCGGCAGGUGAUCCAGCUGAGGUUGAUUGUUUAUCAGAUGGCUCUCACAGCCAACAGGAAGGGGGUGAAAACCAGGAGAUAUCCGCACGCGACGGCGUGGAAACCGUUGAAGUGUUUGGCUGCGAGAACCAGGAGAGCCCUGCUCUGAACUUACAGGACUUGUACGACACCGCCAGAGAGGAGAACGUUCUGCUGCACGAGAAGAUCGCCCUGCUUCAGCAGAAAUCAGAAAUACUAGAGAGUCUGUUGGCGCGCCACAGCGAAAAGUUGAAGAGCAGCCACCGGGCUCUGGAGGAAAACUACAAGCUCAAAGUGCAAGCGCUCCUGCUGAUGGAGCACGUGAAGGAGCUGCAGGUGAAGAGCCUGAGAAUGGCCGACCUCCAGAUCCGGUACGAGGACUGCGCGUGCGAAAACGCCAAGCUGAAAGACCAAAACGACGCGCUGGAGAAGCGGGUCUGGAGCCUGGAGAGCAGGCUGGACGUUUUCCGCGAGUUCGGCGACCGGCGCGCCUCGCUGGUGGACGAGAUCGGCAGGAUGAGGGCGGAGAACGGUGAGCUCUUUCACCUGUUGAGCGAAUUGGAGCGACAGGAGGACGGGCUUUCGGACUCGGACGCCAAGCCGGCGGAGGGACGCUCGGAUGAGCCUCCUCUGCAGCCGGAGAAGAAAUCCCGGGCGGGGUUUGGCGUCGAGGAAUGCUGCAGGGAGUUUGAAGAGCGGAACAGCGAACUGCGCAGGACCAUCGCAGAGCUGCAGGACGAGUCGCAGAUAAUAAGUGAAACCACUCGAGCUCAUAGGUAAAGUGGGGGGAAAAACUAGGAUCCUGAGUGGCGUCUGCUUCCCCGUCCCACUGGUGGUUCUGAUGUUAGAUCCACUCUCCAUGUCUUCCCCCCCAGUCAGAACGUAGAGCCGCUUCCCCUGCCUGCGAAGCCCGAGAUUACUUGAGCUAAGCUGCUUUCAUCCUCGUAAAACCCCAUCCUGAGUAUUUGAAUUCACCGUAUGUGUUCAACACUAAGCUUACUUUGAUUUAAUAUCUUGUAAAAUGAGUUUCUAAUGAAGUCCA
Molecule: messenger RNA, 2574 nt
Organism: Xiphophorus couchianus (Monterrey platyfish)
Lineage: Eukaryota; Metazoa; Chordata; Actinopteri; Cyprinodontiformes; Poeciliidae
Product: rootletin-like
Exons: 1
Coding region: 195-2312 (705 amino acids)
Source: RefSeq, a predicted model, not a curated record